Molecule: messenger RNA, 2190 nt
Organism: Neomonachus schauinslandi (Hawaiian monk seal)
Lineage: Eukaryota; Metazoa; Chordata; Mammalia; Carnivora; Phocidae
Gene: CCDC13
Product: coiled-coil domain containing 13
Exons: 15
Coding region: 1-2190 (729 amino acids)
Biological process (GO): non-motile cilium assembly; cytoplasmic microtubule organization
Cellular component (GO): centriolar satellite
Source: RefSeq, a predicted model, not a curated record
AUGGCAGCAGAUGAAGGUGCACAGGACACCUUACGUCUCCAGUUCAAGGCCAUGCAGGAGAUGCAGCACAAAAGGUUACGGAAGCAGAUGGAGAAACAGAAGGAAAAGGAACUGAGCCUCAAAAUCAAAGUCGAUGACCAAAAAGAGCUCUUGGAGAUUUCUGAUGGCCUCAGCCUUCUCCAACCUGGGGAUCAAAACUCGAAAAACAGCUUUGAGCAGAGGAUGCUUGAAGAUGAGAUUGCACACCUUCGAGAACAGCUCAGGGAGACGGUGGAUGAAAAUGGGCGAUUGUACAAGCUGCUGAAGGAAAGGGACUUUGAAAUCAAACAUCUCAAAAAGAAAAUAGAAGAGGACAGAUUUGCCUUCACAGGCACAGCCGGUGUGGCCGGGGAUGUGAUUGCCACCAAAAUCGUCGAGCUGUCCAAAAAGAACCGGGUGCUGACGGCAGAGUCAGAGGGCGCGAAAAGCAGAGUGAAGCAGCUGAGCAAUCGUGUCCAGGAGCUGGAGCAGGAACUGCAGGCGGCCCUGGCCAGGCUACCAGCCAAGGCAGCCACCGAUGCGGGAGCCAAAGCGUCGAGGGCUCAGAUGGGAGACAGAGCCUUGCCAGAGACCCCAGAGGUGAAGGUCUUGCAGGACAGACUGACGGCCACAAACCUGAAGAUGAGUGACCUCCGCAAUCAGAUCCAGUCUGUGAAGCAGGAGCUCCGGAUGGCCCAGAAGGUUUUGACCAGCGAGGUCGGGGAAGAUGUGAAUGUCCAGCAGCUCCUGUCCUCCCCGGGGACCUGGAGGGGCCGGGCUCAACAAAUUCUCGUGUUGCAAAGCAAGGUUCGCGAGCUUGAGAAGCAGCUGGGACAGACCCGAAGCCAGUCUGCAGGAACAUCCCAUGACAAGCCGCCUGUCGGUCCAGACCCAAGGAAGCUGUCGGCACAGGAGAAAAACCUGCUGAGGAUCCGCAGCCUGGAAAGGGAAAAACAGGAGGGCUGGGAGAAACUCAUGGGUGAGCGGGAUGCCCUCCAGAAAGAGCUUGAAGAACUGAAAAAGAAGUUGGAGGGCGUGAAGUCCCGGAAUAAGGUGCUGUCAAGCGAAGUGAAGACCCUCAGGAGUCAGAUGGGGACCCUGGUGGAGAAAGGCCGACAUGACGAUGAGCUCAUCGACGCCCUCAUGGACCAGCUGAAGCAGCUCCAGGAGAUUCUGGGCAGCCUGAGUCUGCAGGAGGAGAAGACCCGGGCGUCGCAGCACCAUCUGGACCAGCAGGUCAACAGUGAGGCUCAGCAGAGCAUCAGCCUCAUCACCCAGCUGCGGGCCAUGGUGGCUGAGCGGGAGGCCAAGGUACAGCAGCUGGAGUUGGAGAUUGGCCAACUCAGUGUGCAGUAUCUUCAGAAUAAAGAAGUGGGCAAGGGGUCCAGUGGGACUGAGGUCAACCCCGCCUACACCAAGUUCCUGGAGGACCCUGGCCAGCCCAAGCCCCCAGCCUCAGCAGGCGAUCACGUUGGCAGGCUUGGAUCUUCUCGCUCCGUGACCAGCCUGGGCCACACGCUGGUGGAAUCUGCUCUCACGUGGCCUUCUCUGCCCAGUCCUCAUGGGGCCUCACCCAGGUUCUCAGACUCCCCUGAACAGAAAGGCUGGCAGGCACAGGUGGCAGAGUUCAAGGCCCUCUGGCAGGCCGCUGAAGUGGAGCGUGACCGGCUUACCGAGUUUGUCACAGUCCUGCAGAAACGGGUGGAGGAGAGCAACAGCAAGCUUCUGGAAUCAGAGAAGAAGCUGCAGGAGGAGCGGCAACGCAGCGUGGUGCUGGAGCAGCAUCUGGAGAAGAUGCGCCUGGAGCCUGGGAGGACGUCAGUCAGUCAGAGAGCAGCCCCCAGGAGCAAAACAGGUCUGCCCGCUUCCAGCACCAGGCACAACCCGAACAGGAGUGAAAGGAAGGACCCAUCCCUCACCCAGCUCUCCAAUGUGCCCAUGGAAUCACAGAUGGAGGAGCUGACCACCAGGCUGGCCAUCCAGGUGGAGGAAAACGAGAUGCUGAAGGCUGCCCUGGGCAGUGCCCUGCGUGGAAAGGAGGAGGAUUUCCGAAUGUACCACGAGACCCUGGGCCAGGUGAAAGGGGUCUUUCUGCAGGCCCUGCGGCAGCAGAAGGCAGACACUGCUAGGAUGGUGGCCCGGUGUCAGCCUGGUGGGACGGGGCAGCCUUAG